Molecule: messenger RNA, 2569 nt
Organism: Corticium candelabrum
Lineage: Eukaryota; Metazoa; Porifera; Homoscleromorpha; Homosclerophorida; Plakinidae
Exons: 1
Coding region: 57-1268 (403 amino acids)
Source: RefSeq, a predicted model, not a curated record
UUCUUCGAACUGUUCCACAUUCGUUGAUAGCUGAAGCUGCAGAACUGCAUGAUACCAUGAUAGUCAAGGCUUUCGAGAACAUCAUAGGAUGUGGUGCUCUCAAUGCUCUGGAAUGCUCACAACUUCGACUUGACAUUCAACAAGGAGGUUUUGGUCUUCGGUCUGCAAAGCAUUCUGCGUUUGAGGCUUUUCUUGGAGGUUGGUCCAACACUCUAGGUCAUCUCCCUCAUCGUGAUGGUCGUCUGAGUAGUUUGUGUGAUGGCCUCCUAAGAGAUCACGACAAAGAUCAGCCUCUAGUUCUCAGUGAAUUGACAAGUGCCCUGGCAAAUCUUCACCAGCAGUUCGACGAUACUCGAAAAGUGUUAUCAUGUAUAUCAAAACUUCCAGAUGCUCCAAAGAAACUUCAAGGAAAACUUCACCAAGCCAAGAAAGCUGUUGAGUUCACCCAGGUUUUACAACAAUGCACCAAUAGUUGUGAGCAAGCCCGAAUACAAGGUUGUGGUGGUCCAAAUUCUGGGGCUUGGCUGGAUGCGAUUCCGAGUACGCAUCAUUUUAUUCUCGGCAAUGACAACUUUGUCAACGCUGUUUGUCUGCGACUCGGUAAAGCCAUCCCGUGCUUGCAUUCUUUGGACCAGUGUGUUGCUCAGUGUGGUCAGCCCAUAGACAUUGAAGGAUACCAUGCCAUGACCUGUAAGUGGGGUGGAGGCCCAAUCAAACGACAUGACAGUGUACUCGACUGCUUUUACGACAUGUCCAAAUCUCUUGGAUUCCAUUGUCGCAAAGAGUUGACAGCGCAAUUCGAGAAUAAGCAACGUCCUGACAUCGCCAUAUACAAUUAUAAAGAUGGAAAAAAGCUUCUCUUAGAUGUAACCAUCACCCAUCCCUUGGCGAAGCGGUCAAUCAGUGCCAGUUGUAGCAAACCUGGUUUUGCAGCAGCCGAGAAGGAGAGAGAGAAAGAUAGCAAGUACCUUGUCAAGUCAACAAAUCUUGGGUAUUUGUUUCGUCCCAUUGCCCUAGAGGUAUACGGCCGUUGGGGAAACACAGCGGAGACGACACUAGAAGAACUAUCAAAGAAGUCCCCUCAAUCUACAGGCUUAAAUCCCAGCGAAUUCAAGCUACAUUGGAGAAGGAGAAUAGCGAUCAAUCUUCAAAGGGCCAACUCAUCAAUCAUCCAAAACAAGGUGUCUGCCAUCGUUGGAAAGUGUAUCGGAAAUCCUGAUGCUGCUUUUACGAUGUCAGCAAGAUACUUUGGUGGUGACUUUACGUAGUUAGCUGUGAGUUUGUGUAGGUGUGUUGUAGUGUUUAGUUUGUAUUAGUGAUAGUGAUGUUCAAGUUAUUUGUCUAUUUAGUUAGAUAUACAAGUUUUCUUGCGAGUGACUGUCAGAUAAAGUGUGUUUACCAGUGAAAUUGAAUAAAGAGAGUGAGUGAGUGAGUGAGUGAGUGAGUGAGUGAGUGAGUGAGUGAUCAAGUGAGCGAGUGAGUGAGUUGAGGUGAGUUCUUCUUCUACAGGAAGCAGAAAGAAGAAGACCCGUCUAGCUACAUGAGACUAGCUGCGUGUGUUAAACUAGUGCGAGUUCUGUUGAUUCUAUUACACUCGCUGUCCUCAAGACAACUAAUACACUUCCGAAUUGCGGUUACUAAUUUGGUACACUAUUUAUAGAUUGACAUACCCUUGCGAGCGUCAUUUACCGUUUUCCUUCCCUGAAAAGCACAAUGUGGUCAAGCGCUCAGCAAAGUCGUCUGGCGGUUGAGAAACAGAUUUUGGAGAAGAGCUUCCGAGGUGUUCGAUGGCAUGACUGGAAAAGCAGAGGAGCAACCAAGGUGGAUGUAGAUUUCACAACAAAUGUUGGAGGUCGCUACACCUUGCGUCUCUACGUACCAGCUGAUUGGCCCAACUCCUGUCCCCAGUUGGCUAUUGUUCGGUCUUCUAAACCUCUCAAACUACGAAACGGUGACUAUCUUCCCGCGAUAUCGGAUGAAUACCACACUUUGGAUUUGUCCGUUGACGGGUAUCAGUGUCUCUGCCACUACCACCCGUCUAGCUGGUCUGCUAACAACACAAUGUACGUAGUCUUUCUAAAGGGAAGGCUAUGGCUGGAAGCUUACGAGAAUCACCUGGGGACAGGCAAAGACAUAGAUUGCUACCUGAAACACAUGUGACAGACACAACACAUGUGACAGACACAACACAUGUGACAGACACAGCAAAGAACCUAGCAAUAGAUAUAUCUAUUGCAUGAAACUAUAGUAGUAUUCUGCAAGUAUUAGACUUUAAUCAAUUAUUGCAGCUGCAAUAUAAGUCUAAAGAGUAAAUUUGAAUUUUGCAAUCACGGUGGGUGCCCUAGCCUCACACUUGCACAAUAUUCUAGCUAGACAUUAGCUCAGCUUUGAAAGGUUCUUGCGUCUAGCAUGGAUACAUUGGCUGUAGUGUGUAUAUAUAUGCAGCUAUGUUUUUAUCCUACCUAUAUUGACUGAAGAAAAAUUUGGUUCAAUUAGUUGUGUGGCGUACUGAAACAGAAUCAUUACAAAAGACACAAGGCAGGAAACGCGAUAUGCAUCUUUCACUUCC